Sabethes cyaneus is the source of this 1230-nucleotide messenger RNA. Its product is annotated as hatching enzyme 1.2-like. Gene Ontology annotation, molecular function: zinc ion binding; metalloendopeptidase activity. Bases 1 to 1230 code for a protein of 409 amino acids. NCBI's taxonomy places the organism in Eukaryota, Metazoa, Arthropoda, Insecta, Diptera, Culicidae. The record is from RefSeq and is a predicted model, not a curated record. Gene Ontology annotation, biological process: proteolysis. The transcript has 5 exons.
AUGUACACGCCGAUCGCGCUUACGAUUUUGAUCGUCAUCCAAGCUGCAUCCAAGUUGGCCCCGGCCGACCCAUUCGCCCACUACGGAACAUCACUGUAUCGCACCAUCGACCCCGGCGUAGAUGAGUUGAUUAGAAACUUAAACCGCUCGAGCGGAAUUCAACCAUGGGAGGUAGGAAAUUUAGUAGAAAGCGAUAUGCGACUGCCAGUGCCCAAAUUACGGAAUGGUCUGAAGGGAAAUGCGUCGGAUUUCUUUCGUUGGCCAAACGCCACCUUGAUUUACAAGCUUGAUGGACAUUUUAAUAGGACUGAGCGGGCCUUCAUCCUCGGAGCGAUGCGAGAGUUUGAAAAGUACACUUGUGUUCGGUUUAAGGAACGUACCGAUGAGAAGUCGUACGCCUCGAUCGACAACAGUGACUACGGUUGUUGGGCCGAUGUUGGUCGAGGAAUUGGAAAAACCUUGGUUAACCUCCAGCAGGGUUGUGCGGAUGCUCUAACAACUCCAAUACACGAACUGAUGCAUGCGUUGGGCUUCUUUCACGAGCAUAACCGGCUGGAUCGAGAUCAGUUUAUCGAGGUAGUAUACGAUCACAUGAUUCCCGAUCCGUCGAUCUACUUCAACUUCCAGCUGUCUGAGGACCAUGAUGUAACGAAUUUUAGCAUACCGUACGACAUCGGAAGCAUUAUGCACUACUCGAAGUACUCAUUCUCGGUUCAACCGGGUAAGUUGGAAACAAUGCGACCGAAAGUGGCCUGGAAUGGUACGUUCGGCCAGAGAGAAACACUCUCGAAGUAUGAUGCACUGCUAAUCAACAUAAUGUACUGCGGUGCUCCCGUACCAAAGGAACCACUACCUGUACCAGAUCAGUGGAUUCCGGCGGAACCUUUGGUACGUUACGAUACGACGACGGUAAAUCCUGUUCGUUCUACUACCUUACGUAUUCUUCAAACGAAGCCAACUGUUGCCAAAAUGACUUCCAAAGAGAGGGAACGAAUGCAAAGGGAGUUGAUAAAUCCUCCAAAAGUACCGCGUAUUUCGAGUCCCCAAACCUGCCCUCUGUUCAUUGAUAUCAAUGCCGCUUAUGACGGUGUAAACUGGAAAGAGUUACGGAACAUUCUGGACGAAUACGGCUUUCCGGUACUGGACAAUGACCGGGCCAGUGCUACGAUCCUAUUGACGACUCAACAGCCUCUGCCAGUCGAGAAUGGAGCUUGCCAGACGGGUGUCUAG